Messenger RNA from Effrenium voratum, 1793 nucleotides. Lineage: Eukaryota; Dinophyceae; Suessiales; Symbiodiniaceae. The record is from the annotation of a GenBank genome assembly.
GCGUGGUGGAGGAGAUCAUGGGCUUCUUCGUGGCGCCCUUCACGGGGCAUUACUCCUUCAUGACCUGGGGUCAAGUGAAGCAGGAUGUGUGGCUCAGCGAGUCGGCGGACCCGGCGGACAUGGUGAAGGUGGCGGAGAGCAUCGACUCCCAGCCCUGCAGGUUUGGCGGGCGACGCCGAAACAUCUAUAAGGGCUGCAGCAUGUUCUACAACUACCGGAACCACAACACACCCCCGAGCCGCCACCUCGGCAUGCCGGUCUCCCAAUGGCACGGCUGGUCCGGCGACAGCACCGACCUCCGCACGCCCACGGAAGUGACCAUGAAGCUCCAGAAAGGUGAGCGCCGAUUUCUGGUGAAGCGGGUGUCGCUGCCGGAGAGCUACCGACCCAGCUUCCUCAACAGCGCCCGCCGCCGGGCCUAUCAGGCCACGGGGCUCCGGAUCCACGACCCCGAUCUCUCGGAUCUUACCCCUGAGCAGAAGGAGCUGCUGGCUGAGCGGAAGAGCUGGCCGGAGAUGCUGCUCUUCAAGAAGUUCUACUCCAAGAACGGGGGCCAGUGGCGCAUAGGCUUGCGCGCGGCCGAGGCGGACCCCGUCACCUACAGCGCAUGGAUCCAAUGGAACUUCGGCGACUGGCACGUGGCAGAGGCCCUGAACGGCAUGGUGAUGCCGGAUGGCACCCAGGUCCAUGUCGACACAUGGUGGUUCAACUAUUACAUCAGCGGGGAGGAGCAGGUCACGGAGAUCCUGGUGCAGUUCUGGCGACCCAUGGGCAACUUGCCCGUGCUGGAGAUCGAGUACGACAGCAUGCGGAGCCGCGUGGAGGUGGUGACGGUCACCAACGGCGACGCCAACGACCUCUUCAUUUGGCCCUUGCCUGGCUCGCUCUUCGAGGUGCCGGUGAUGGAGCCCUCAGCCACCCUGGUGGCCAACGGACACCGGGCCCGGUUCAGCCCACGCGCCCCGGGCCCGAGCAAGGGGAACACGAGCAACGCCAGCGAGGAGGCGCCGGAGCGAGAGGCGGUGCCCUUCCCCUGCGAGCCGGGGGCCUUCAAUGCCACCGGCUGCAACGAGGCCCUGGGCUGCCAGUGGGAUGCGGCGCAAAAAGCCUACGGCCUGCACGAUACCCUGGACGGCGCCCAGUACUACGAGACCUGGGAGGAGUGUCAGCAGCGGUGCUGCCACGAUGAGGACUGCCUGGCUGCGAGCUAUGACACCGCCACCAUGGUCUGCUACAAGCUCACGGAGGCGCAGACCACCGGGGUGACUCUCUGGCCCUCCGAGACGACCACGUGGCUCUACGCCACCGUGGCCUCGCGGAGGCCCAGCAGCGACGGCUACGGGGCCUUCCGGGGCGGCCUGGCGUUCGCGGGGCUGCAGCUGAAGGCCUACCCGGACCACCGUUCUGUGACCUUCUGCAAGGCCAUGUGCAGCAAAGAUCCGCUCUGCAAGGCCAUCCACUGGUACGAGACCGCUGGCUGCUUCCUGAAGUCGCGGUGCCUCACGGAGGACUCUGUGAAGGUCGCGAGCUCCGAUGAUGCGAGCUGGACCUACUACAAGAAGGACGUGGAGUGUCCGCGCCUGGACCAGAUUGACGAGGAAACUAGGGACAAGAUGCUUCAUCCGCCAGAUGAGUUUGGAGGCUCCUACAGCUCCUUCGCCCAGGGCUUCCUGUCGGGCCGGCGCCGCUGGUUCCAACGCCAGACCUACCUCCGCUACGCGGCGCGGGGCGGCUUCAAGGUGGUCUCCGUGGAGGAGAGCGACUCCGAGAACGUGGCCGGCCAGGCCUCCUGA